GUAGGCCCAACACCAUCUCCCAUCCCCCAUCAGGCAUGCUGGUCCCCUGUAUCUGCACCUCGUAGCGGCGGGCAAGCAGCACCAUCAGUCCCAGGUUCCGUCCCUUCCCAGUGGCUGUCCUCUGUAGCCGUACGUGUACUCGUUUACGUAGGUAGUGUCCCUUGGUAAGUAGGUACUGAGCGUAGGGAGAGAGCAGGCCAGCAGGAUGUAACGCGCUGCUUGAAAAGAGUGGUACGGUACGUUUUGUGACCUGAGGUGAACCGUAAAGGGAGCACCGACCGUCGUCAGGAAACGGGGUCACACAGCCAAAUCUUUCUUGUCCCCGUUGCACCCUAAAUUUCCCCUUCCCACCCCCAAAACGUACGUUCAUCGAGGAACCUACUACCUACCUCACCCUACACCUCUCCUUCUCUACCUUACCUUACUUCGUAACCACCACACCUUUCUCUCCCUUGAGGUUGUGAUUCUUCUCUUCGGCCCCAUCAUCAACUUUGCCCUCGAGCAUUUCGCCAUCUCCUCUUUCGGUACCGAGAGGUCCAAUUGUCUGUCGCCAGACUCUCACAACCACUUUCCUCCUUUUCUAUCGUUCGUUACCCAUCUGCGACGCUCCUUGACACGCGACUGCUUUGUAGACGUCCAGGUAUGUGAAUCUUCCCUCGUCUCUCUUCCCAUACUUCUCCUAUCGUCCAAGAUUCGGCCGAGGAAACAAACCGGCCACACAAUCUACUUCCUUUCCCUCCUUCACUCAGCCAGCUGGCAUCAUCUUGCCAUUGCGCAAUAACACAACCCCAUCACCGACUUGCGUCGUCCCAUCUCCUGGGCCAGCCUUUUCCCGCUUUUCAGCAACGUUCUGCCUCACAUCACAACCAAGCUAACACAUCCUUUCUGUUCUCUAGAUCCAGAUAUUUUUCUUGAGACAAACAUCUCCAAGACAACUCCCCUGAUAUUCGCAAUGGCUGACGAAGGUUCUCCUGCUACCUCCCCGCCGCCCUCGGCGCCCACUUCGCCCCCCGUCGAAGAGCCCUCAUCUGACUCCUACCAAGCUGGCGGUGCCCCUUCGGCUCCUUCCAGUGAUCUUAGGAACAUUGUUCGCCGCAAGCUUACUGGCUAUGUCGGCUUUGCCAACCUGCCUAACCAAUGGCACCGCAAGAGUGUCCGCAAGGGCUUCAACUUCAACGUGAUGGUUGUUGGUGAAUCUGGACUCGGAAAGUCGACCCUGGUCAACACUCUCUUCAACACUUCUCUCUACCCUCCCAAGGAGCGCAAGGGCCCUAGCUUGGACAUCAUCCCGAAGACGGUUACCAUCCAGUCCAUCAGCGCCGACAUCGAGGAGGCCGGCGUCCGCCUUCGCUUGACCGUGGUCGACACCCCUGGAUUCGGAGACUUCGUCAACAACGAUGAGUCCUGGCGCCCGAUUGUCGACAACAUUGAGCAGCGUUACGACGCCUACCUCGACGCGGAGAACAAGGUCAACCGCAUGAACAUCGUCGACAACCGUAUCCACGCCUGCGUGUUCUUCAUCCAGCCCACUGGUCACUCCCUCAAGCCCCUUGACAUCGAGGUCAUGCGCCGCCUUCACACCAAGGUCAACUUGAUCCCCGUCAUCGCCAAGGCCGAUACCCUUACCGACGAGGAGAUUGCCAACUUCAAGUCCAGAAUCCUCUCCGACAUCAAGCACCACGGUAUCCAAAUCUUCGAGGGCCCACGCUACGAGCUUGACGAUGAGGAGACCAUCGCCGAGAACAACGAGAUCAUGUCAAAGGUUCCCUUCGCCGUCGUUGGUGCGACUAACGAGAUCACCAACGCCGACGGCCGCAAGGUCCGCGGACGUAGCUACCCCUGGGGUGUCAUCGAGGUCGACAACGAGGAGCACUGCGACUUUGUCAAGCUCCGCCAGAUGCUCAUUCGGACGCACAUGGAGGAGCUCAAGGAGCACACCAACAACAGCCUGUACGAGAACUACCGUACCGACAAGCUCAUUGGCAUGGGCGUGUCGCAAGACCCCAGCGUUUUCAAGGAGGUCAACCCCGCUGUCAAGCAGGAGGAGGAGCGCGCCCUGCACGAGCAGAAGCUCGCCAAGAUGGAGGCCGAGAUGAAGAUGGUCUUCCAGCAAAAGGUUGCCGAGAAGGAGAGCAAGCUGAAGCAGAGCGAAGAGGAGCUCUACUCCCGCCACAGAGAGAUGAAGGAGCAACUGGAGCGCCAGCGUAUGGAGCUCGAGGAGAAGAAGCAACGAGUCGAGAGCGGCCGGCCCAUCGAAAAGGAAGGCAAGCGGAAGGGCUUCUCGCUCCGUUAAGAUGCCUCCUUCUUUGGUCUCUUGACGCCACACGUUGCUCGCAUUCUUCUUUCCACGACCCAUGUCUAAGUACCAAUGAUGCCCAUACAAUACCAGCACACCGCGCCUCUUUGUCGAUUCUCUUCAUGUUCUUUCUUAUCACCCCCUUUUUCUGGACCUCUUUUAAUCACACACCCUCAUCUAAUCACUUAACGGAAUCCCAGCAUCAUCAAAAGUCUUUACGAAGCAGUCACGCAGGGGGCUUGAUGCAGAUUAAGGAGGGAAAGACGCGAAAGGAACGAGGAGUCAUUGCUUCUCUUUGUCAGCUUAGUUACAGUGCUUCGAAAUGAUGAUUCCCUAGA
This is a messenger RNA of Colletotrichum scovillei, 2634 nucleotides long. RefSeq names its product septin. NCBI's taxonomy places the organism in Eukaryota, Fungi, Ascomycota, Sordariomycetes, Glomerellales, Glomerellaceae. The record is from RefSeq and is a predicted model, not a curated record. Gene Ontology annotation, cellular component: septin complex; microtubule cytoskeleton; cell division site. Gene Ontology annotation, molecular function: GTPase activity; molecular adaptor activity; GTP binding. The coding region runs from base 953 to 2293 and encodes 446 amino acids. The transcript has 4 exons. Gene Ontology annotation, biological process: cytoskeleton-dependent cytokinesis.